This is a messenger RNA of Fragaria vesca subsp. vesca, 1971 nucleotides long. Its product is annotated as 6-phosphogluconate dehydrogenase, decarboxylating 3-like. Bases 113 to 1579 code for a protein of 488 amino acids. NCBI's taxonomy places the organism in Eukaryota, Viridiplantae, Streptophyta, Magnoliopsida, Rosales, Rosaceae. Gene Ontology annotation, biological process: pentose-phosphate shunt; pentose-phosphate shunt, oxidative branch. The record is from RefSeq and is a predicted model, not a curated record. Gene Ontology annotation, cellular component: cytosol. Gene Ontology annotation, molecular function: NADP binding; phosphogluconate dehydrogenase (decarboxylating) activity. The transcript has 2 exons.
CUUUUAUAAGGUGAACAAUUUCAUUCUUGCUUCUCACAUUCACUUAUCAUUGUUUUUCCGCCGAACCCAGAUCUUUGAUUUUCUGGGUGUUGCUCCAUUUCAAGUGUAAAAGAUGGCUGCACCACCAAACCCUACAAGAAUUGGCCUUGCCGGUUUGGCUGUUAUGGGCCAAAAUUUGGCCCUCAACAUUGCAGAGAAAGGCUUCCCCAUUUCCGUGUACAACAGAACUACCUCCAAAGUUGAUGAGACUGUUGAGCGGGCGAAAAAAGAAGGAAACCUCCCCCUUUAUGGCUUCCAUGAUCCUGAAUCUUUUGUUAAGUCAAUCCAAAAACCUCGGGUGGUAAUCAUGCUUGUCAAGGCUGGGGCGCCUGUUGAUCAGACCAUAAAGACUCUCUCCGUCUACCUGGAGAAGGGUGACUGCAUUAUUGAUGGUGGUAAUGAGUGGUAUGAGAACACUGAGAGGAGGGAGAAAGCCAUGGCUGAAUUGGGCCUUCUUUACCUUGGUAUGGGAGUUUCAGGUGGUGAAGAGGGGGCUCGAUAUGGACCCUCUAUGAUGCCUGGAGGAUCUUUUGAGGCCUAUAAGUACAUUGAAGACAUCCUUCUUAAGGUGUCGGCUCAAGUUCCAGACAGUGGCCCCUGUGUGACUUACAUUGGCAAAGGUGGGUCUGGUAACUUUGUAAAGAUGAUCCAUAAUGGUAUAGAAUAUGGUGACAUGCAGCUGAUAGCAGAGGCUUAUGAUGUUCUUAAAUCUGUUGGAAAGUUGUCAAAUGAGGAACUACAAAAAGUUUUCACAGAAUGGAACAAGGGAGAGCUGCUGAGCUUCUUGAUUGAAAUCACUGCAGAUAUUUUUGGAAUCAAGGACGACAAGGGCGAUGGAUAUUUGGUUGACAAGGUUUUGGACAAGACCGGCAUGAAGGGUACUGGUAAAUGGACUGUACAGCAAGCUGCUGAACUUUCCAUUGCCGCCCCCACAAUUGAAUCUUCUUUGGAUGCAAGGUUCCUCAGUGGGUUAAAGGAUGAAAGGGUUGAAGCUUCUAAAGUGUUCAAAGCAGGUGGCUUUGGUGAUAUCUUGACUGACCAAGAGGUGGAUAAGGCAAAGUUGGUCGAUGAUGUGAGGCAAGCUCUCUAUGCAUCCAAGAUAUGCAGUUAUGCACAGGGCAUGAAUUUGAUCCGUGCAAAGAGUAUUGAGCAGGGAUGGGACUUGAAGUUGGGAGAAUUGGCUAGGAUUUGGAAGGGAGGUUGCAUCAUUCGUGCUGUGUUCUUGGACAGAAUUAAGCAGGCUUAUGAUAGGAACUGUGAUCUUGCAAACCUUCUUGUGGACCCUGAGUUUUCGAAGGAGAUCAUUGAGCGACAGUCUGCGUGGCGAAGGGUGGUAUGCCUUGCUAUCAACUCAGGUAUCAGUACCCCAGGUAUGUCAGCUAGUCUUGCUUAUUUUGACACCUACAGAAGAGCGAGACUUCCUGCUAACUUGGUCCAAGCUCAACGAGACUACUUUGGUGCUCAUACAUAUGAAAGAACUGAUGUUGAAGGUGCUUUCCACACUGAAUGGUUCAAGAUUGCUAAGCAGUCCAAGAUUUAAGUCCCCGUUUCCUGCCUCAUUCAACUUAAGCAGAAUUCACCUUCAUCCCUAAUAACUUCUGCUAAGGAUUUUAUGCUGGGGCGGAGCUUCCGUCAACUCUUUUUGGUGAAAUUAAUUCUAAAUAAGUUUUAUCAAUUUGCUUUAAGUUUUAGUAGUGUGCAUUAAAUUUGGUUUGUUAUGCUUCUGCUUUGGCAUGACUGUUGGAAAAUGUAUUCUAUUCGAUGUGGGAGACUGGUGGUAGUACUGUAAAAUGCGGUAUUUUGAACAUGAAAAUCAACAGAAAGUUUCACAUUCUCAGUUCCUGCAAUUCCUUUUGAUUUUCGUAAAUUUUUCUUUCCAUUGUUGCGCCUUUGUUGCAUCUACCUUCUUGUUACUAAAUAUUCCUCAGAUGC